AUGAUGAUCCCAAGGGGUUCAAAUAGAGGUGAAGGGGUGCUGACAUGGCAAAUCAACAACAUGGUGCUCACCGGCUUGGCUGCGCUGCUGGUGCUGCUGAUGCUAGUGGUGUUGGCCAGGUGGGAUGGGGGUGCAAAGGGUACCCAGAAGCAGGGGGUUCUACCCCCCGGGCCCAGGCCGCUCCCCCUGCUGGGGAACUUGCUGCAACUGGAGUCUGGACGCCUGGACCAAGUGCUCAUGGAGCUGUCUGGCCGCUGGGGUCCAGUGUUCACGGUGUGGCUGGGACCGCGCCCCGCGGUGGUGCUAUGCGGCUACACCGCGCUGCGGGACGCGCUGGUGCUGCAGGCAGAGGCCUUCUCGGGCCGCGGGGCCAUGGCGGUGUUCGAGCGCUUCACGCUCGGGAACGGCAUUGUGUUUUCUAACGGACCUCGCUGGCACACGCUGCGUAAUUUUGCUCUUGGUGCGCUGAAGGAGUUCGGGUUGGGGACAAAGACCAUUGAGGAGCGUGUACUGGAGGAGGCAACUUGUCUGCUUGGAGAAUUUCAAGCCACCCUGGGAGCCCCGUUUGACCCCCGCCGGCUACUGGACAAUGCCGUAUCUAAUGUUAUAUGUUCCGUGGUCUUUGGGAAUCGCUAUGGCUAUGAGGACCCAGAGUUCCUGAGACUUCUAGACCUCUUCCACGACAACUUCCGCAUUAUGAGCUCCAGAUGGGGUGAGAUGUACAACAUUUUCCCCUCCCUCCUGGACUGGGUCCCGGGCCCACACCACAGAAUCUUCCAAAACUUCAAGGAGCUUCGGGCCUUCAUCUCUGAGCAAAUCGGGCGGCAUCGACAGACUCGACAGCCUGGGGAGCCCCGAGACUUCAUCGACUGCUUCCUGGAUCAGAUGGAUAAGGAAGAGGGGGACGUGGAGAGCCACUUCCAGGAGGAGACGUUGGUGAUGACUACCCAUAACCUUUUCUUCGGUGGCACUGAGACCACCAGCACCACCCUGCGUUAUGGGCUCCUCAUUCUGCUCAAGUACCCGCAGGUGGCAGCUAAGGUGCAAGCGGAGCUGGAUGAGAUGGUGGGGCGAGCGCGCGCCCCCAGCCUGGAGGACCGGCGGCGGCUGCCCUACACCAAUGCCGUGCUGCACGAGAUCCAGCGCUUCAUCAGCGUGCUGCCCCUGGGUCUGCCGCGAGCCCUCACCCGCGACACCCACCUGCGGGGCCACUUCCUACCCAAGGGCACCUUUGUGAUCCCCCUUCUUGUGUCUGCUCACCGAGACCCCACUCAGUUCAAAGAUCCAGAGCACUUCAACCCCACCAACUUCCUGGACAACAAUGGCAUGUUCCAGAGCUGUGACGCCUUUAUGCCCUUUGCCCCAGGAAAGAGGAUGUGCCUGGGUGCUGGCCUGGCCUGGGCAGAGAUCUUCCUCUUCUUCACUGCCAUCCUGCAGCGGUUCUGCCUGUUCCCCGCUGGGAACCAGGAAAACAUCAACCUCACCCCACAGUGCACAGGCCUGGGCAAUGUCCCCCCAGCUUUCCAGCUCCGCCUAGUGGCUCGAUGAGGCCAGGCUCAGACAUCCUCUCCCG
This is a messenger RNA of Erinaceus europaeus (western European hedgehog), 1573 nucleotides long. Its product is annotated as cytochrome P450 2F5-like. Gene Ontology annotation, cellular component: cytoplasm; intracellular membrane-bounded organelle. Bases 1 to 1548 code for a protein of 515 amino acids. Gene Ontology annotation, molecular function: heme binding; oxidoreductase activity, acting on paired donors, with incorporation or reduction of molecular oxygen, reduced flavin or flavoprotein as one donor, and incorporation of one atom of oxygen; iron ion binding. Gene Ontology annotation, biological process: xenobiotic metabolic process. Lineage: Eukaryota; Metazoa; Chordata; Mammalia; Eulipotyphla; Erinaceidae. The transcript is spliced from 10 exons. The record is from RefSeq and is a predicted model, not a curated record.